Molecule: messenger RNA, 1491 nt
Organism: Durusdinium trenchii
Lineage: Eukaryota; Dinophyceae; Suessiales; Symbiodiniaceae
Source: the annotation of a GenBank genome assembly
AUGGACAUCCUGCAGGACUUUCUGGCGAGAUUAGCCUUUGUGGGCAUUUUCAUCGUGGAAAAUGUGCUGCAUGCAAUUCACUUUGAGUUCGAGGUGGACAACAUGGUGAUACCUGCUGUGAAGCCGCUUCCUUAUGAGUUUGCCGUGAGCUUGCACUUGGUGCAUAUCAUCUUCGGCCUCUUCGGUGCGCUCUUCGUCCUGGUGUCCGGCUUCGACACCGCAGGGCGCACGGCGCUCACGAAAGGGACCUCGAUGAUGCUGGUCUUCAUGGGAACGAUUACUUGGACCUGGUGGAUCAAUCGACAGGGGGUGCUCUAUUGGGAUUUGGACCCGUACCCCUUCUGGGACAUCCAGUGUUCCGCUGAGAAGCGCAAUCGCACCGUGCACAUCUUGAAGAACAUCAGCAUCGUAGGGGCCCUGACCAUCUUGCAGCAGCUGGCGAAAUACGAGUCCCAGGACUUAGGUGGACGCCCUUCCUUCCUUGAGGGUCUGAUCACAGCUUUGAGGCCAUGGACCUUCCCCGCCAUCUUGGGGCCGCAGCUGGUCUUGUUGGCCGUGCUGAAGUCGGUGCUGCGGCAUCCCCUGCCGGGCUACACGGGCGUCUUCGCCCUGCUGGUGGCGUUGAUCGCCAUCCAAGCGGCGGCCAACCUGGUGAACUCGUACAUGGACUUUAAGAAGGGCAUUGACAAGUCGGAGACAGCGGGUGACCGCACCCUCGUUGAUGGUGCGGACCCUAGGUGCUUGGUCUUCUUUGCCUUGGCUUCUGGUGGGGGUGCUCUGUGGUCGGUGGAGUGGAGGGCUCGGUUGUGCUUCUUCGGCUGGUCCGUGGUGGCCACCAACUACAGCAGCACAGUCUUGGGCUGGGCGACGCUGGGCACGUGCCUGGUGGGGAGCCCUGGUUGGGCACGGAGCGCGUUGGGCUACACGGCGGGUCCAGCGCCUCUGAAGUACUUGGGCCUGGGUGAUCUCACCGUGCUCAUUUGCUUUGGCCCUGGAGUGCUCGCUUACAGCUCUGAGAUUCUUGUUGGCUCCGUGCCGUCAGCGGGCUUGGUGCUGACGCUCCCGGCGGCGCUCUAUGUGGUGGCCAUUCUACAUGCCAACAACUACCGGGACAUCGAGGCGGACCGGCGAGGAGGCGCCCGAACCAUGGCUGUGGUCUUGGGUCCCAAGGCCUCCUUGGUCUACUACUAUCUGCUGCUGGCAGCCGCACACAUCUUAGCCAUCAUGGCCGGCUGGAUCUACGGGUGCUACGGCAGUGUUGCCACCGUCUUCGUGCUGCCGCAGUCCUUGUGGCUGUGCUUCCGGAUCCACCGCCCCGCCUUGCUGCGUGACCAAGAUGAGGAGACAGCUAAGACCAUGAUGAUGUGGGGGAGCUCAGGACGUCCAGCGACCGGUUGCUGGGACAUGGCUGGCUCACGCGGGAGCCUUGGGGGGGGGGGAGAUUUUUUGGAUAUUUUUUAUAUACCCAACCCCAUAUCCUCUAUAAAAUGA